Messenger RNA from Halteromyces radiatus, 1260 nucleotides. RefSeq lists its product as uncharacterized. The transcript has 5 exons. Lineage: Eukaryota; Fungi; Mucoromycota; Mucoromycetes; Mucorales; Cunninghamellaceae. The record is from RefSeq and is a predicted model, not a curated record. The coding region runs from base 1 to 1260 and encodes 419 amino acids.
AUGCCUCGUCGAAAUCCAGUUAUCAGUACCUCCAUGACAACCUCUGGGACUCAAGAUAAUUCUCAUCUCAAGAUCACUUCUGCAGAUGUUAGUGGCCCUUUUUAUUCCAUUUCUGACGUACUCAGUGACUCUCCAACUACUUCUGCUGCUGCUUCAGCGGCCAUAGCAGGCAAUGGCAGUGUUCCUUUUGAUACAAGAUCAUCUUCUGUCCGUGGUGCCCAGCGAAACGUAUUCGAACAAGAAGUAGUAGUAUCAUCGGGUGGUUCCAACAUGAAAGGUGUUCGUAGAAGAUCAAGGAUGUUACCGCCAAAAGAUCCUGUGGAAGAAAAAAAACACUUACAACAACAUGAUGCCAUGAUGAAAAAAGCACUUCAAUUAGAGGCGAAGAAACAAAAGGAACAUGAUAAAAAGAAAGAGGAAAUAGAUAAAAAGCUGACACAUGCCAUACACGUAUGGGAAAAAACCAUCAUACCCCAAUGGAAUAGAAAAGUCAAGGAAAAGAAAGUGCAUGAAUUAUGGCUACAAGGUAUUCCUCCAAGAUGUCGAAGACAAGUUUGGAUAUUGGCUAUUGGUAACGGAUUACAUCUUACUAAAGAUACUUUUUCUACGUGUAUACGUCGACUACCUGUUAUCAACAAAAAUGGAAAAGAAAAGAAUGAAAUUCAAGAAUCACCUGCAUCCAUCCGACGAAAAAUCAUGGAGAACGAAGCAUUACAGCAUUCUCACAACGAUGAUCUAGUAUACGACCAUUAUCAAACGACGGAAGGAAAUGCUUCAUUUUAUCAACUACGCCAUGGCAAACGAACUAGUAGCCUCAAUGUCUUGAAUGAUCAGGAUGAAGAUAAUGGUGGUGAUGAUGACUCUUCGAUACGCCACUCUCUUUCUUCUACUCAGAGCAUUGGAUUUGAUGAUGUAAAUGACGAUACUCAUCCACAACAAGAUCAUCAUCAAAAUGGACAGCGUAGAUACUUAGGUGGUACUGACAAUGAUCUAGUGAAUGAUAUAGAGGAUGAGCGGUCAAGCGUUGGAACGAAAGAAUCUAUGGCAAUUGGGGAUGACGUGGAUGAUGAUGAUGAUGAGGAUAUGAACAGUGAUACAAAUGAUCAAAUUCCUGCAAACAAUAAUGACGGUGACAAUGAUGAUAUGAAUGGGUCUAUCGCUCACGAUCCGACUAUGAUUGCAUUUCUACGUAAGGCAGUGGAUGAAGACAUACUACGUACUCUCCCAAGUUUAUGUGUUUUCCAGGUAAUAAAACAUUGA